This is a messenger RNA of Myiozetetes cayanensis, 543 nucleotides long. Its product is annotated as sciellin-like. Lineage: Eukaryota; Metazoa; Chordata; Aves; Passeriformes; Tyrannidae. The transcript has 7 exons. Bases 115 to 543 code for a protein of 142 amino acids. Gene Ontology annotation, cellular component: cytoplasm. Gene Ontology annotation, biological process: epidermis development. The record is from RefSeq and is a predicted model, not a curated record.
AAUCAUCAGAGGUUUUAAAAGCAGUGGAAAAUUUUGUGCCUGGAAAGCUCUCCCAGCCUACACUCUUCAGUGCCAAAAUUGAUUCCUAGAGAAGGACGACAUACCACGGAACAAAUGUCAACUUUCGGUAUACGAAAACAGUCUCCAAAUCAAAGCGACAAGAAGAGCCCCUCUGUUGCAAUUAAAAGCAGACAACAGGCUUCUCAUGAUAUUAAUAAACGACGGACACUUUUGCAAGAUAACAGCUGGAUAAAGAAGAGACCCGAAGAGGAAAGUGCUGAUGAAAACUAUGGAAGGGCUGUGCUUAAUCAGUACAAAUCCCAAGACAGCCUAAACAGCAGUAGCACAAAUGAAAAGGAAGAUCAGACAGCGGUACUUGGACGAUACAGAUCUGAUACCACGUUGGACAGAAUUCCAACCAGAAGUGAUACCGAUAAAGUGAAUAAGUACCCAACUCUGAAUGAUAAGCAAAACAACAGAGCCAGCUUUGUGAGCCCUGUGAACAAAGCACAACUGGUGCUAACUUUUUGCCGCAGCCCCUAA